Exophiala spinifera is the source of this 396-nucleotide messenger RNA. Its product is annotated as 60S ribosomal protein L32. Gene Ontology annotation, biological process: translation. The coding region runs from base 1 to 396 and encodes 131 amino acids. Gene Ontology annotation, cellular component: cytosolic large ribosomal subunit; ribosome. Gene Ontology annotation, molecular function: structural constituent of ribosome. The transcript has 2 exons. The record is from RefSeq and is a predicted model, not a curated record. Lineage: Eukaryota; Fungi; Ascomycota; Eurotiomycetes; Chaetothyriales; Herpotrichiellaceae.
AUGGUGUCCGCAAAGAAGCACGUUCCUAUCGUCAAGAAGCACCCCAAGUCCUGGUUCCGACACCAGUCCGACAGAUUCAAGUGCGUGCCCUCAGCAUGGAGAAAACCAAAGGGUAUCGACAACCGAGUCCGAAGACGAUUUAAGGGCCAGAUGGUGAUGCCAUCGAUCGGUUUUGGCUCCAACAAGAAGACCCGACACAUGAUGCCCUCAGGCCACCGAGCAUUCCUCGUUCACAACGCCCGCGAUGUCGAAAUCCUCCUCAUGCACAACCGAACAUAUGCCGCCGAGAUCGCAUCCGCUGUUUCUUCCAGGAAGCGAGUCGAAAUUGUCGCCAAGGCAAAGGCUUUGGGUGUCAAGGUUACCAACCCCAAGGCUAAGCUCACCACUGAGUCAUAA